Molecule: messenger RNA, 3254 nt
Organism: Babesia bovis T2Bo
Lineage: Eukaryota; Apicomplexa; Aconoidasida; Piroplasmida; Babesiidae
Exons: 1
Coding region: 6-3206 (1066 amino acids)
Source: RefSeq, a predicted model, not a curated record
UAAACAUGUCAGAACUGGAAGCGAUAGACGACUGUGAAGGACUCAUGUUCCAACAUGGACCUGAGGUUGAUUUUGGAUUCCAUGAACACCAAGUACACAUACAAGUGUCGAAUAUACACGAUCUGUUGUUUGUUGGACAAUGCAAGACGUUGUAUAUCUACAAGUUAAGUGCCUUUGCAUCCAGUGUAGUAAGCAAUGAGGCAUAUAGCCAACAUCUACUUGAUCGCAUAGAGUGCACUAGGGAGAUUGAAAAAAUAUUGAUCAACACUGAACGCAACUGCUUGGCAAUACAGUCGAUUAAUGAUAUCGAUAUAUAUGACUUCUCAAUUGGCACCUUUACAUCCGAGGCACAUUUUAAUGACCGCAUCGUGAGAUGCACCUGGAGUAAAAAUUGUAUUUUGGUAUUAUGCAGUGAUGAAGGCCUUUACUCAGUGUCAUUAACUGGUUCUAUAAGGACACUAUUGGAUAAAUGCAGUUGUUUGUCAGAUAUGGGUACCAAUGGUAGCCAUGCAGUGUGCCGAUUCCAGGAUGCUAUCUACGUGCAAGUGUUUGAUGAUGUGCCGUCAGACACUGGAUUCACUAAGGUCGAGUUGCCAGAAGGAUAUGAUGAUAGCCAGGUGACACACGUGGCGGGGUGUCAUUUGCUUAGAGAUGGCCUAGUAGCUAUAGGGAUUGUCAUAGAUAAUCAGGAUUCCCUAAUCCUGUUUUGUGAAUAUUUGAACGAUCCACAAACGAUUCACUACGCAUUCAACGAGCUAUAUCUAACGCCUAGUGAAGAAAAUGUUGCCAUGGAAUUCAUGUGGGUGGACAAGUGGCAAUGCCUGUUUGCAAUGUCCAACUGGUCAACCAUGGUGGUCAUAAUGUCGAACCACCCAAAUCUAGUGCCUGAUAAUCAAUGGCACGUAUUGAAUAUGAAGGAAGGUUGCGGAUUGGAAACCGUGGAUAUAGAUUGCUAUCCAACGGAACUGGUAAUAUGCACAUCAUAUCGGGAUACAGUGUAUCGCAAAAACUGCGAUGUGGACUCACCACUGUUGACUAACCCUUGCGUAUUCCUAAUGUCACAGGGAUGCUCCAAGGUUACACUCAAUUACGCUGAUAUAUGGUCAAUAGACCAGCAGUCAAACGAAAUUGAAAAGCUACCCACAUUGAUUGAUGGCCUUGAAGGACAACAUUAUUCUAGGUUCCAAAGAUAUAAAGCGGCUAAAAUAACGGAAACCGGUGUUCCAGAGGUAAAAGUAGAGAAAACAAGUAGUUUCGGAAUGUUUAACAUGGAAGCGUCAUUGACCGUUGAGAACUAUGUGUCUAGUGUAUCGGUGUCCUCUACUGCCGUAGGUCAUUCUACAUUGGAUAUGCCACGGGUAACACAUAGCGAGUCAUUUUUUACUGGUUACCUUGACAAGACACAGAAGAGUGAUUUUAUCCUGAAGGGCAUUAGUCGUAAAAACAGUAUCGAUGAGUUGAUGGAACCAUCGGGAGUUCCCACCAGUAAGGAUAGUGCACUGAUCGAUGAUAUCUAUAGAAAUGGUAUCAAGGAUUAUCUGAAAUUAAAUGUUGAAACCAAUAUACAACUACAAAGAAUGAGGCUAAUUGAAAUGCUGUGCAAUACAUUCCAGUUGUUUGAGCAGCAUCUACAGGAAAUUGAACAGAUGGAUGACAGUCCCAAGAUUGAGUUCAUACCCCCAAAAACAAAUGAAUGGACCGAAGAAAUAAAUUCCAUAAAAAAUAUUCAGGCUGAUAUCGUAGAGACCCUUAAUAAGGGAGUAAAUGAUGUAGCAAUAUUGACACCUGAUGAUGUUAGCCCACAAAUUGAUACUACCCAGAUACGACACCAACUUAUGGAUUUGUUCACGACUAAAAUAAGGUCUAAGAAAAUAGAAGUACCACUGGAUGAGCUAGAAAAUGCAAUAAAUUCAAUGAAUGAACGUUUGCUGUGCAUAAACAAGAAAUUGGAUCAAUAUGAAGAGAUGCUAGAUAAGCUCGAAAAUGAAAGGAUAUUGCAAAAAGUACCAGUAUACAAUAGUCGACCAUUACGUGAAGAAGUAUUGAUCCCAAAUGAUAAUGUAAAAGCCGAUAUAGAUAACUUAAUCAAUCAAUUGAGAGCAACUACAGUCAGUGACAGCAAUUGCGAUCCAAUAGAAUACAAGCAUGGUGGUCCAGUGUAUACUAACUAUGAUGCAUUGGCAAAACGAGUACUCUCGAAAUCAGAUAAGGCAUUAAAAAGUGAGGGCACGUCAACAUUGGGAACUAUAUAUUCCGAUGACACAUUCAAUUCCAGUGUAAAGUACCCAAGUGACGUGAAACCACUUUUCGGGCCAAGUUCCGCAAUGACGUCAACGGGUAGUACAUCUGGUUUUUCUUUUAGCAAAGGUGUAUCCAUUGAUAAACCAAUGAAUACACAGUCAAUAACGGUUGAAUCAACCAAAUCAGACCACAGCAAGGAGUUAAUGUCCAAUACAACUAAAUCGCAAAUAUCGGACAAUGUAGUGGAAUCUACUGGUAUAUUUGGUAAGCACACAGAUGGUAGCUUAUUCAAGGAGAAAUCAGAUACAGGAAAACAUAAUGACAAGACAAACACAGAUGACCUUAACGUAACAUUCUCAUUGAAUAGUGCCAAUAUCGGAAAGGCUACUGAAAAAAGUAGUGUAUCGGGUCAUAACUCUUUUUUCUCCAGUAGCGUGAUAAAUAGUGAUGCAUCGAAAACAGAUUUUACGGGAUCUGGUUUCAAGUUGGAUGCUCCAAAGCAAUUAGGCGAUUCUGUAAGUUCAUUUGGUCAAGUGUCACCUCUUUCCAAUAAUGGUGUAUUGCAGCAUCAAAGUUAUUCAUUCAGUGAUAUUGGAGCAUCGGGAACACUGAAAUUAGACACAGGACCCCAAAUACCGCUACCGAGUACUAAUCAAACCACUAGCUUCGCAACUUAUGCGUCAGGUUCUACAAUGACGUUUACGGAUUUAGCACUAUCGCAGGGAAACAAGAAUUCAUUUGGUAUUACAACAAGCCCUUUCGGGUCUAGCGGGUUUGGGAAUGCGCCCGCCACGGGUGGAUUCACAGGCCUAUCGGGGUUCAAAACAGGCUCCUUCCAAACUGAUAACAAUGUAAAGCCCUCUGGAUUCAAUGUAAACACACUGCUGGGCAGCAGUGCAACGUCGUCAGGAGGGGCUUCUAACGUUGCGUUCGGCGGCUUCCGCCGCAGCGAUCCACUAGAUUGAACAUUAUUUACGUGAACGUUUUCACUAACUAGUUUUGUGUAGCACCAA